AUGACUUCGAAUCCGCCUCCGCUGACGCCUAGCGGCCCGGUCGAUGAUACGCACUCUGCGUCAAGGCUGCAAGGUCCAGACGUUCAGCGACAGGUGCACCUCCCCGAGGACAAUACGUCAUCGACCCAGAGCAUGGUCGCGAUGCCUCCUCGACCAGGCUACCGAGAUGCUACAGCGCAGCUCUUAUCGGCGUGCUCGCAGCUGCGAGAUGGCCAGAUGGUCGCAGUGCCUGACUUCACUCUGAUGGACUCGAUGGCCGCCGUCAAGAUCAUGGACGCCAGGAUGGACUCGGGCAUGCAAUUGCCAGCCACAGAGCUGCCGGAAUCGGACCGCUUGGACGGCUCAAUGGUGACUUCUUCGACAGAUGACUUUGACGCAUUCAAGCCACUCACUGUACCUGAUGCGCUCUGGAUCAUGGACCGACUUUUAGCAUGCGAAGCAGCCUGGCAUCAAGGCUCGGCGUUAUCACAGACGCUCUAUACCUGCCUCUAUUUCCAUGCCAUCAAGAGCCUCUCGCACAAGCAUCCGCGCUUCCAGCCUCCAAAUGACAACUCGGAGCAAAUGAAUACAACAAGCGACCCCGAAGCCGGCAAUUCGUCUGCAAACUCCUUUGUGCCCGAUCGAACACCUCCGCAGCUCGUCUACAAGGUGCUGAGGGCGUUUAUCCUCGGCACCGUCAAGGCGAUCGAUGUCGCCUGGUCAGAGCUCACGUCGAAACAGCAUUUCCACGACGGCGAGGACUACUCGUCGGACAAGAAUGGCCUCAGUCUGCUUGAGACCACCGAUACCGGCUGCGUCGUCGCAGAACUUGACGAUGCCUUGGAGUGGGUACAGUCGCAGCAAGCGGUCUUGCCCUCGGAUUACAUCGAAUCGCUCAGGACCAGACUCAGCUUUCGGAAGCAGAUGCUUUACGCGGCGAGACUACUCCAAAGUCCAGCCGAGGCAGCCCCUAUCGAUGUCGUGAUGCACACCAAGUUUGCUCGCCGCAGCUGGUCACUUUUGAAUCCGGCAUCGGACACACCGCUCAUUCCGACCGAUGCUUCUCCAUCAAGGCCCUGUUUGGACGACAACAUGAACGGCAGAGAGUCGAAACUCAUAUCUCUGCAGCCUCCAAAUCGGAACGCGGCACCGUCGAGUGCAGCCAUAGCUGCUUUUGAUCCGGCCUACAAUCGGCGUCUCGCCUGGUGCCAGGCAUUGAGACCGAUAUCACUGCCUAGCGCCGAGCACACCUGGCGCAUCCUCAACGGCAUCCUCGACGAGCUCCAGGACGUCGUCCGUGUCUUGCAGCGUCCUGGUUUCCUUUCUUGGAAGAUCUUCUUCACCCACCGCGCCAUCGACUACCAGUCAUCACAGCCGCUGUCUGCGACUCCCUAUGUGCGGUCGUUGAUGCAGACUGCAAUUUGCGACCGUAACAUGAUUGCCAGUCGUCUUCCCCUCGAAUGGAUUGCCGAAGCCUUCUUUCAAGAGAUUGCACUCAUCGAUCCACUCCUUCUACGCCGUGCCUCGAGGAUCGGUCGCAACAGUGUCGAGGGCGGCUCGCAGACCAUGUGGAACGCGCCUCCUCCGCUUGGCCAGCGUAUCCACUACUUUCAACAGAGGAUCUCCGGUCAGCUUGUUCAGUAUCUGACGACACUUUCACAGAAUCGAUCGCGAUGCAAGCGCACGCUGGCCUCGAGGCUGUAUCGCGAGUGGGUCAACAUCUCGGAGGAAGCCAGCGACAUCGGACGUCGUCUUGAGGAAUGCCUCGCGCCAGGCGAGCGAUACAUCCCCGACUCGCUCUUUGCGGCCACGCAGCACGUAUCGCUCGAGAUUAUGACGCAGAUUACGCUUUCCGGCUUUGAACUCGACCUAUACAGCAGCGGCACGGACAGCGAGAGCAUGUGGUGGCUUGCCAGUCGCAUUCAAGUCGAGCAGAAGAUGGUCUGCACCGAUCUUCGAGACGAGCUCUCCAGCUGGCUCGAACAGGCUGCACCGGACAAGAGACCUCGAGGAUCCUCCUCGACGAUUCUGUAUCUAUCGCGUCAGAUCCUUCUCGCGCAGGCGUUGGAGCAGCUGUCCAUUGGAACGACUUUCCUAAUGCAACUUUCCGUCCAGCAGGGCGGUCUCACGAACGGCAAGAAGAAUGAUCAGCCCGUUCAAUGGUCAUCAAGCCGUAAGGAAGACCCAGAUGGUCUCGAGCUCGCAGCAGCCGUGUUUGCGAGUCGGACCAAGUGGAUGCGCACGAAUGCUGCCCGAGCCAACGAUCGAGAGGCUUCGGACCAGGACGAUCCCUGCGAAACGCUCUGGCAAGACUAUCUCAGUUUCAGCUCCGAGCUGCAUGCCACGGCCCCGCUGAAGCUGCUGAUGGUUGCGAAAGAAAGGCUGGAUGAAGCCAUUUUGCAUCUGCAACAUCUUGCAGGUACCUUGACCGAAGAGAAAGGUUCCAAUCUCGGAGAGCAGGGCUUCAACGACUUUGUCGCAUCUCUUUUCACAACAGCGCACCACAAUCGAGAGGUGCUGGAGCAAGUGGCAGACUCGGAAUCCUUGAAGAACGGUGCAAGUGACGACCGAGCCCCAUUGAAAGGCUCAAAAGGCAAAGCGCUGACAGAAUGGGUCUUCGAGCAUCCUUGGUUCCCAAAGUGGAUGCCUGAUCAAGGUUCCCAAGCAUAG
Molecule: messenger RNA, 2649 nt
Organism: Kalmanozyma brasiliensis GHG001
Lineage: Eukaryota; Fungi; Basidiomycota; Ustilaginomycetes; Ustilaginales
Product: NatC N(alpha)-terminal acetyltransferase, Mak10 subunit
Exons: 1
Coding region: 1-2649 (882 amino acids)
Biological process (GO): N-terminal peptidyl-methionine acetylation
Cellular component (GO): NatC complex
Source: RefSeq, a predicted model, not a curated record